AUGUGAGGUGGAGCCGGAUGUGACGUCAGCGCCUCUGUGUACAGCAGCUGAUCGGAGCACUUCACGUCACCAUUCCUUAUAUUUUAACAGGGAAUGGGGAGAUCUGCUGCUCAUCUCAAAUAGCAGCGCAUGUAGAUAUUCUCAACCUGCACGAGGCCUGUUUGCUGCAGCUGAUUUACCGCAGACCUACCUGUUAUGCAAAGCUAAGUGGCUAGCCGUGACCGUCAGCAGGGUAGAUGAGCCUAAAGCACAGCUAGACAGUUAGGGGACGUCCCCAGCACCAUGACUGCGUAAGCCGCUCAGAGAAGUUUACAGAGCCAGACUGACCCCUUGUCUUUUUACAACUUAGUGCAGCUCAGUUCAUCUUGAGACCAUCUGGAACAUGUGGCUCAAACUGUUCUUUCUGCUGCUCUACUUCAUUGUGCUCUUCAUGCUGGCCAGGAUCUUUGAGGCGGUGGCCUGGUAUGAAACGGGCACGUUCGCGACUCAGCUAGUCGAUCCAGUGACUCUCAGUUAUAAGCGUCUGAAGACCAUUUUGGAGUGUCGGGGAAUGGGCUAUUCCGGACUGGUUGAGAAGGUGGACGUCAGCGAUCUGGUGGAGAAGUCAGGAGAGCUGACACAAGGGGAGCUGUACUCAGCCAUCAAGAAAGAGAAGGAGCAGACGGAGCCAGGAGAACCCAGCAACACACAUUUCAGUGGAGAGAUGCACUUCUAUGAAUUAGUAGAAGACACUAAAGAUGGGAUCUGGCUGGUUCAGGUCAUUGCCCAGGACCGAGAGGCUCUGCUCAGUAAGUCCAACUGGGCUAAGAUGGUGCAGAGAGUGUCUCAGUUUGGGAUAAGAACUGGAACCUUCAACUGCUCUAAUGACAACAGGUCAUGUAUCAAGCGUGGCUGGCAUCGCUCCACGCUCAUCAUGUCUGUUCCCCAGACUUCAGCGUCGAAGGGUAAAGUCAUGCUAAAAGAAUACAAUGGCCAUCAUAUUGAAAGUGAACACAUCUUCCGCUGGAUGACCUCGCAUGUGGCUCAUCGAAUCAAAACCCUGCAUCAGUCUGAGCAGCUGGUGGAAGAGUGGCGCUUUGACCCUGCCCAUCCAGUCAAGAUGUUUCUGUUCGCCCAUCUUUCCCAGCCCCCUGUUUUCUUCUCCUCGCUGUCCAUCAAGUUCACUGGCAGGAUUGAGUUUAUCUUUGUGGAUGUACGUCACUGGAGUAACGAUAGCAGCCUUCCAGAGAUCGGUGUGACACAUAGCCCUGCCUACAUCCUCAAGAUGCCUGAGGGCAUCUAUCGCUAUGGCAACAGUACGGGCGAGUUCCUGUCCUUGGCUGCCAUGGACACUUUCCUGCGUUCAGUCCAGCCAGAGGUCAAUGACCUGUUUGUACUUAGUCUGGUCCUCAUCAACUUGCUGGCUUGGAUGGAUCUCUUCAUUACACAGGGAGCAACAGUAAAACGAUUUGUAGUUCUGAUCCGAACACUUGGAACCUACAACUCCAUACUGCUGGUGUCCUGGCUUCCUGUUCUGGCUCUGCUCCAGUUGCCUCAUCUGGACACUCUGUAUGGUUACAGUUUGAAGCUGCUUCGUUAUGCUGACACCACUACACUGGCCAGCCUGGUGAGAGCUGACUGGACCUUUUACUCAUCCCACCCAGCCCUCUUCCUGUCUACGUACCUGGCCCAUGGCCUACUGGUCGACUACUUUGAGAAGAAACGCCGCUUUGGUGUCAGGAGCCGAGAGGACAGCACCACAAACCUGGAGUGGCUGGCCAGUCUGUGGGAAUGGUAUACUUCUUUUCUGCUCCACCCGAUUACAUCGCUGCAGCAGAUCCCAUCCGACCACUCAGACUGGGAAGAUGAUUCAAACUUUUUGUUUGAGCGUUUGUCUUUCCCUGAUCUCUGGCUUCACCCAUUAUUGAAUGUGGACUACAUUAAAGACCUCUCAACAUGGCGGUUCAGUGCAGUGAGGCAGUGCAGGGGGGGGUGCUCUGGUGGACAGCAGCAUGAAGAGACUGAAAGAUUACUUGCAGACACAGGGGAUUCUCCUCCUGCAUGUCCCAGCACACUUUCCCAUUGGACCAAAAGGUACAAGAGGUCACUGUGCAGUCAGGACAGCAGCAUCCAGCUAUGUGUGCACAGCAACAUGGACCCUUGCAGCAACCAUCAGUGUGUGUGUGACAGGGCAACAGAGGAUGGUCACCUCACACCUCAGUCUGUUUCUAACCAGCAUCUCUGUAAUUGGCCAGGGUGGCCUUGUGAUAUGCUGCAUUGCUCAGAAUGUGUGGUGUGUCUUGAGAACUUUGUGAGUGAUGAGCUGCUGAUGGGUCUUCCGUGUGGCCAUGCCUUCCACCAGCAGUGCAUUGUUGUGUGGUUGGCAACAGGCCAACACUGCUGCCCAGUGUGUCGCUGGCCCAGCUUCAAGAAGAAGCUGCAGAGAGGUGCACAGCUUACCACUGCUGAAAACACUCUGCAGGACUGAUGGUCUCCAUGGCCCCAUGUACUCCCACUGCUCACAGGUAGCUUGUCAACAUCACAGCUUGCUUGGAAUGAAGUUGAGGCAUGGAGGCAGUAAUGAGGGCUCUCGUUGUCAUGAACCAUCAAUCAUCUUGUUUCCAUUCCUGUUUUUAAGGUAAUGUGCUGGCCAUCACGGCAGACAGAUGAAAGCCUAUGAAUGCUAUGAAAGCCCAGUCAUAGCGUUCUCUGUAUAGAGAGUAUAGUGAUUCACACACUAAUCACAGGUGUAGUCUUUGUAAACUGUUCAGUUCAAUAAAAAUAAAUACAAAUUGUUCCUAUUCCUAUUCUGUUUUCAGGGCUGUGAGGACAGUAAAGAGUCUGUUCUACAUAGAAAUCAUCAGAGUGACUACAGGCAAGAAACUAAUUAUCAAACAAACUGCAAACAGCAAACACUUUCUUCUCUAUUCCUACAUCAUGACUCACUAGAAUUUCAGAAAGGCUCCGUGAUAUAUGAUCUUUGGCAAUAAUAUUGGUACAAAAAAGACAUACUCCUCCCCCUGCUAUUCAAACUACUGCCUUGUCUCCCCCCCUCUCAACAACUCUUUAUCUUAGCAGGUUCCCGGCCAUACCACUGUAAUUACUCUUUACUUUAACUAUGACUUAUCACAUUUCAUAGUUUGUAUCUCUAGUGCUUUUGAAAUGCAGCAUUUGAGCUGUGAUUCAUCCCUCUGAGAAUCCAAGCUAAUCAGUUUUUUUAUGAUUCUUGUUGUUAGAUAUGCUCUCACGAGUCAUAGUCAUUUCGUUUUGACUGACUUUCCAAAGACUUUCAGUCACUGUGCACUCAUGCUUUCACUUUUCCUUUGCAAAUCUUUAUGGUGAUUGACAUUAGGUGCACAGUAAGGCUGUUGCUGACUUAUGCAAUCGCUUCUUGCUCUUGAGCAGCUUGUUGCAGAAAAAAGGGGCCUGGUCACACAUAUGCAAAUGUUGUGGGUCAAAGUUCAACCUUCACUCAUAUUUGGAAGGUUGAAAUUCCUGACUGAAAAAGUUUGUCUAGAACCAUAUUUUUAAGGCUUGAGUUGGUGUAUAACCUGCUGAUAUUUGAACAUGACUGGGUACUCAUGCUAGUGCUACAUCUGUUAAUGAGCUAAUUAUUUUUCUGUUUGGCUCCAACAGAUUUUACCAUGCAGUUAAAAAAAAAACAGAUCUAAAGUUUCCAUAAAUAACUUAUCAACUUUAAGGUGCGAAGUGUAAUCUUUCAGCUCAAUCCUGUCAUCUUGCUGUGUGUGAAGGGAAAGAUAAGAAACAUGAUACAUAAAGCCGUAACACUCACUAAAAAUAAAAGUGUUUCAGAA
Messenger RNA from Pleuronectes platessa (European plaice), 3794 nucleotides. RefSeq names its product ring finger protein 103 (gene rnf103). The record is from RefSeq and is a predicted model, not a curated record. Gene Ontology annotation, molecular function: ubiquitin-protein transferase activity. NCBI's taxonomy places the organism in Eukaryota, Metazoa, Chordata, Actinopteri, Pleuronectiformes, Pleuronectidae. Gene Ontology annotation, cellular component: endoplasmic reticulum. The transcript has 7 exons. Bases 383 to 2467 code for a protein of 694 amino acids. Gene Ontology annotation, biological process: protein ubiquitination.